AUGGCUUCAGUACAGUCCCGGCCCAAAGUGCUCUUGUUCGACAUUGGCGGCGUUUGUGUAGUUUCCCCCUUCCAAGCAAUCCUGGACUACGAGAUCCAGAACGGCAUCCCCAAGGGCUACAUCAACUACAGCAUCCGCGCCCUGACGCCCAACGGCGCCUGGCACAAGCUCGAGCGCGGCGAGAUCCCCAACGACGCGACCUACUUCCGCCUCUUCAAAGCGGACCUGGAACGCCCGGACCUGUGGGCCAAGUUCCACGCCGAAAAACUGAAUGUCUCUGAUCCGCCGCCCGUGCCGCCCAUCGACGCCGAGACCCUGUACUGGAACAUGAUGCGGUAUUCGCGCAACCCGGACCCCUGGAUGUAUCCUGCGCUGCUGAAACUCAAGCGCCACGGCUGGCCGCUGGCGGCCUUGUCCAACACGACCGUGUUUCCGGAGGGCCAUGCGUUCAACGAGCCCGGGCCGGAGGACGUCAAGGCCGUGUUUGACAUCUUUGUGUCGAGUGCACAUGUCGGCAUGAGGAAGCCGAACCGCGAUAUCUACGAGUAUACGUUGAGACUGAUCCGCGAGCGGUGGGGGCAGGAUAUCAUGGCCGAGGAUGUCGUGUUUUUUGACGAUAUCGGGGAGAACUUGAAGACCGCAAAGUCGUUGGGCAUUCGGACCGUCAGGGUCGUACUAGGAAAGACCAAGGACGCGGUCAGAGAACUCGAGCGGUUGACUGGGUUGGAGCUGGUGGGGGAGCCGUGGGUGAGUAAACAGGCGAAGUUAUGA
This is a messenger RNA of Cladophialophora yegresii CBS 114405, 771 nucleotides long. RefSeq names its product microsomal epoxide hydrolase. The coding region runs from base 1 to 771 and encodes 256 amino acids. The transcript has 2 exons. Lineage: Eukaryota; Fungi; Ascomycota; Eurotiomycetes; Chaetothyriales; Herpotrichiellaceae. The record is from RefSeq and is a predicted model, not a curated record.